AUGGUUCCCAAUAUCGUGGUAAGACCAUUUAUAAAAGAUAUCACCAUCAACAGUGUCGUAAUACUCCAUGUGAAGGUCAUCUGGAUGGCGGGGUCACCUGUGAUGGCAGGGUCACCUGUGUUGGUAGGGUCACCCUCCAGCAACUCUCCCACCAGAUUCACGCUCGAAUCCCCUGAGCUGGAAGGAAAUGUCACUGUAUCAUUGAAGCCUAGUGAAGAGGAGGACUCCACCACUACCAUUGCUACCUCCCCCACCGCUCUUGCAACCUUCCCUGUCACUGCCACAACCAUCUCCCCCACCCCUGCAACGGAACCCUCCCCUACCACAGACACAUCCACCUCCCCUACCCCACAAGAUCACCAAAGGGAAGUCCCAUCACACAAGCACCCUGCCCCCCCCCAGCACAAGCUGUUAUGGUUAGGGGUACAUGUGAUCGCAGGUGUUGGGGUGGACCCGGUGCGGACGGUACAGGAAGUUAUACGGCUAUACCGAGAGAGGAACCGCCUGGCCAGGAUGCACCGCAAAGCUGAGCUGAGAGUCUGGACCAGCCUGAGACGCCGUAGGCAGGGUGAGGGUGGUGGCGAGGAGGUGGUGGAGGAUGGGAGGGGGACAAAUCAAUUCGGUGGAGGAUGUGGAGUGGGAGAAGCUGCAGCGAAGAAGCAAGUGGAUAACAUGAUUGAGAUGCAGCGCCAACUGGCAGAACACAGCUUCUCGCCCUUCCCACCUGAAAAACACAGGACGAAGAUGGUGGAGAAAUUGCUGACUCGGCGGCAAAAGGUGGAGGAGCAGGUGAGGCAGGCCAGGACCUGCUACUUCAGCCUGGUCCUCAAGAAACAACGUCUGGAGCAGGAGCUGCAGACCAAGCAGGACGUGGCCCAGGACCAGGUGUGUGUGGCGGAGAUGCUGAGGCUGACAGUGGAGACAGAGGCCUACACUGAGCAGGCUGCUGUCCAGGAAAGGGAGAAGGUGCGAGAGGUGUGCAAGAAGCAAGCAAGAAGCAAGAAGAGAGCUGGUCAGGUGGAGCCCUCGGCCAGGCUCCUGCUGGACCCCCUCCUGGCCAGGGACCUCAAGUACAAGCUCGUUCUCAGAGACGCUCUCCAGCACCAGCUUGAGUGUCUCAAGCAAGAAUGUGCCAGCAGCAGCAGGACCUCACACUCCACUAGACCAGCAGCAGGACCUCACACUGCACUAGACCAGCAGCAGGACCUCACACUGCACUAG
Messenger RNA from Cherax quadricarinatus, 1221 nucleotides. The record is from RefSeq and is a predicted model, not a curated record. NCBI's taxonomy places the organism in Eukaryota, Metazoa, Arthropoda, Malacostraca, Decapoda, Parastacidae.